UGCAAACAUGUUAAUGAAAUUAGUUAUCGGUUCUUUGUUCCUGUUUUUGAUACAAUUGGUCCUGAAAAAUGUGUAUUAUAUGGGUUAUCAUUUACACUAUAAUCAACAUUAUCCUGGCAAGUGUGAACAGGUUAAAGGCAUCAGUCUUGGUUCAGAAGAUUUUUAUACAUUUAAAGAUGGGUUAACUUUCAUAACAUCAGGAGUAGCCAUUCAAAAUAAUACAUUUGGUCAGCGAGAAUAUAUGAUUAAACAUAAUAUUGUUGGUAGAAUGUAUUUAUUUGAUUUCAACAAGAAUAAAACGGAAGCAGAAGAACUGUCUAUAGUAGGAAGUAAUGGUGGCUUUAAUGUAAAAUUAUUCCAUCCUCAUGGAAUCAGUGGUUGGCUGGAUAAAUCAGGCAUGAAGAUAUUAUUUGUGGUGAACCAUGAAGAAAACGGAGUUGAUUAUAUAGAAAAGUUCGAAUUUAUUCCUGGAAAUAAACAACUUAAACAUGUAAAACGAUAUCGUGAUGAUACGAUGAUUCUCAUCAAUGAUGUUCAAGCUACUAGCCAAGACAGCUUUUAUUUUACCAAUUCCGGUACAGGUUCCGGAACAGUUUUGACGAUGGUACAACUAUUUGGUCAGCUUGCAUGGUGUACAGUUGUGUACUUUGAUGGCAAUAAUUACAGAGUGGUAUUAGAUGGUCUGGCUAUGCCAAAUGGUAUAGCUAUGUCUAAUGAUGGCAGAUAUGUUUAUAUAGCCACUUCUAUGAGUCGUGAAAUAGUUGUUACAGAGAGAAAAACAAACAAUGACUUGAUUAGAAAACAGGUUUAUCCAGUUUAUACACAUCCAGAUAAUAUUAUAGUAGAUAUAAAAACAGAUAAUCUAUAUAUAUGUGCACAUCCUAUAGCAUAUAAAUCAUUUCAAAGUAUGGAUAUACAUAGACCCGCUCAGGUUCAAUUUUAG
Molecule: messenger RNA, 943 nt
Organism: Patella vulgata (common limpet)
Lineage: Eukaryota; Metazoa; Mollusca; Gastropoda; Patellidae
Product: serum paraoxonase/arylesterase 2-like
Exons: 9
Coding region: 8-943 (311 amino acids)
Molecular function (GO): arylesterase activity
Source: RefSeq, a predicted model, not a curated record